CAGGUCACACAAAGUGUGUGUAAGCAUUUUUGUUCAUAGAUGUGGUAUUUUCUGUGAGCAAGAUGGCCAACAUAUAUACACUAAGGGAUUUUUUCUUUGGGCAGUGGUCUUCCAUGGUAAGACUUGAUGGCAAAACGGUUAUUAUUACUGGAGCCAACACUGGCAUUGGCAAAGAAACAACAAGAGAUUUAGCUAAAAGAGGGGCCAGGAUCAUCAUGGCAUGCAGAGAUAUCAUCAAAGCUGGAGAGGCGCAGAGAGAAAUUGUUGCAGAGUCAGGCAACCAAGACGUCAUUAUCAGGAAACUAGAUUUGGCAGACACCAAUUCAAUUCGAGAAUUUGCAGAAGAAAUAAAUAAUGAAGAGAAGCAGUUGCAUAUUCUUGUUAACAAUGCCGGAGUCAUGAUGUGCCCAUAUUCCAAGACAGCUAAUGGCUUUGAGAUGCAAUUUGGAGUCAAUCAUUUGGGACACUUCCUGCUAACCUUCCUGCUGAUUGAUUUGCUGAAACAGUCCGCCCCGUCGAGAAUCAUCAUCUUGUCCUCCAUGGCUCAUAGCUGGGGUACCAUCAAACUGGAUGACAUCAACAGUGAGAGGAGUUACCAUAGCAGGACGGCAUAUGGACAGAGCAAGCUGGCCAAUAUCCUCUGUACUCGAUCCCUGGCCAAAAGACUUGCAGACACAGGUGUGACAGUAUAUGCUGUCCACCCAGGCAUCGUUCGUACUAAACUAAAGCGACACAUGAACCUUGGGCUCCUUUGCAUGUGGAAAUUAGUCAGGCCCUUCACUAAGACCCCAGUACAAGGAGCUCAGACUUCAAUCUACUGCGCUUUGGAACCAGGCCUUGACUCAUACACUGGUGGCUAUUUCAGCAACUGUAGACCUUCAAGUUGCACCAGAGCUGCUAGAGAUGAUGAAAUGGCACAGAAGUUGUGGGACAUCAGUUGCCAAAUGCUUGGCAUUAACUGGAAAUAAAUGCAAAAGUAUUUAAGCAUACACACGCCAACCAUUUUAUUAGGAACACUUGUACAUCUGCUUAUGUCCAUUAUAACCACAGAUUCCCAUUCUUGGUUGAUAGAAGUGAAAUCCGAUGUGGAAAUCUGCUGCUGUAUCUAAUCCAUCUCAACAGUUACCAGUAGUUCUCUAUGCUGGGGUGCUUUUUUGCUCUUCACAGUUGUAAAGAGUAGGUACUGGUCUGACCCGUGGCAUAAAAAUGCCUUUUCACCAUGUUGAUUACUGUUUUUUUUGUAGACUUUUAUGUGUGAAAAUCCCAGAAGAUCAACAGUUGUCUACACUGCAUAAUUGUACUGUCA
This is a messenger RNA of Clarias gariepinus (North African catfish), 1306 nucleotides long. RefSeq lists its product as uncharacterized. The transcript is spliced from 7 exons. NCBI's taxonomy places the organism in Eukaryota, Metazoa, Chordata, Actinopteri, Siluriformes, Clariidae. The coding region runs from base 63 to 968 and encodes 301 amino acids. The record is from RefSeq and is a predicted model, not a curated record.